AUUGGCGACGAUGUUAUAUCGAGGGGUGGAAUGACUACCUCAUCAUGGGAAAAAGAUAAAUAUCUACAUCAUUUUAAGUAAACAAAGAUUCCAGUAUGGAUACAAACAUUGUCCCAAUCUGUUAAGAUUUUCCUUUGUGGCCAUGAAGGUGUUUGUUUGUGUACGGAUCUGCCAAGACCUCAGCGUCCUGGAGCCACGUUUGGACAAGUGAACUAACCCUUCUGAACCGCCUGCAUUCAUUUGCCUUCGCUUGCUUCUACCACACACACACACACACACCCAUACACACCCAUCCACCAGAGAAGAUGAACAGCUCUCCGAAAUUAGCCGGGGAGACCCUCAUCGUCCACCACAUCCCGCUGGUGCACUGCCAGGUGUCCGGCGGGCGGCAGUGCUGCGGCUCUCUGAAGCGGGGCAACCCCUUCAGCCCGCCCGAGAACCUGGGCCUGAGCCGCACCACCUCGCUGCCCGAGCGCGACGUCCUGCUGCACGAGCCGCUGGUCUACAGCAGCCUCAUCCAGACGUCCAGCAGCAGCAGCAGCAACGGCAGCCAGAGCUCUAACGACACAGGGCCCGGCGAGGGGGUGGGGGUGGGGGUGGGUGAACGAAGAGGACGAGGAGGAGGAGGAGGAAGAGGAGGACAGGGUAGCGGUGGGAGCGUGACCAGUGAUGCCUCCUUCACGUCAAGCAACUCUGAAGAGCUUUCCCACCGGCAUGAGGGUUCCGGGUUCAAGCAGAGGGACAGGAGCAGCCGUCUGCGCCACAACCCUUUCCUCCUGAACAGGGAGGAGGAAGAGGAGGAAGAGGAGGAGGAGGAGGAGGAUGGGGACAACCUGAACGGCUACCUGGAGGAUUCGUCCUUCCACCUGCACGGUAGCACCAAUGACGCCCUCAACAACGAUACGGGGAUGGGGCCUCCCUUUCACCUCCAUGACCUGGACUACCACCCCGAGCCUUUCCUCCUACACGGCAACCAUGGGAAGCCCUGGUACUCUUCCUCAGGAGGAGGAGGAGGGUCCAGGAGGCUGACCCGGAGCAGUGAUGGCAGCCGGGGAGGGAGCUUCGAGUUCCCCUCUUCGGCUCUGGACGGCCUUGGCCUCCUGGCGCUGGGCAGUCAGCGUCGCCACGGCAGCAGCGGCUCCACCCUUUCCAUGGACUGCGGCGAGCACGACUGGGGAGAGGAGGAGGAGGAGGAGGAGGAGGAGGACGAUGAAGAUCAGCCCAUGCGGAGUGGGCGCAGCUCCAGUGGCUCCUGUGGCCUGGCCCAGCGCUGCUCCUGCUGCAGCCUCUCGCAGCCACCCUACCCGGAGCCCUUCACCGACGCCUUCCCCGACUGCUACCCGCUGGGCUACGCCAGCGACUCCUCCUGCAACAGCUCUGAUGGUGUACUGGUCAACUUCAGCACCAUCUACAACAAGAUGAACAACGUUGCUGUGGUGCCCCCCACCAGCACCACCACCACCACCAAACCCCACCUGAACCUCAACAGCUCCUCCGAGCCGUCCUGCACCUCCCUGGUGUCCGAGCUGGCCCCGGGGGGCAGUGUCGGGGUGGAGUGCACACGCGGCAGCGGGGCCUUCUACCUGGACCUGCACACCUCACCCACUGACCCCCCCAAGGCAGGCCAUGUGGGAGGGGCCCCCGUCCUCCACGACCCGGCGGCCACGUCCGCCUCGUCUCACAGCUGCCUCGGCCUGUCCCAACAGCAGCAGCUGGACGCCAUGGAGCUGGACGCCAACUGCAACUCCUACCACCACCACCUCCAGCAGCCGGGCGGCGAGCAUGCCCUCUCCCUGGUGGAGGCCUCUGCUGAGGGCGACGCCACUGCCCAGCACCAGAGCCAGGCCAGGCUGGUGGUGGCCACACAGAACUACUACAAGCUGGUGACCUGUGACCUGUCCUCGCAGUCCUCCCCCAGUCCCGCAGGGUCCUCUGUCACAAGCUGCUCUGACGAGCACAGUAAAGGCAGCCCCACCCAGCCCGCUGAGUAUUACCUCUUCAGACAGCACAAGGAGGAGGAGGAGGAAGAGGAGGAGGAAGAGGAGGAGCGGGAGGAGGAGUUCAGAAUCUGCCAGGGGGAGGCCCAGUCAGACGAGAAGAGGCAACCAAAGAUGGGUACAUCGGCCUCCGACCAGAAUAUUAUCGAGGGCCAGGUGUACGUCAACAUCUCUCCACCUAUCGGCCAACUGGCCAGUGGGGCGGUGGGUCGCCCUCGCUCCCGCAGCUAUGACCGCAACCUAGACAAGUCGCCGUCAUCCCGCAUGGGGUCACUGGAGCGCAUGCUCAGCUGCCCGAUGCGUCUGAGCGAGGGCGCCACGCCAAGCCCCGCCCCCCCACCCCGUGUCACCUCGUUCGCCGAGAUUGCACGCAACAAGAGGAGGACCGUCGGGGGAGCGGGGGGAGCCGGGGGAGCCGGAGGCUCUCCUUGCCUGAGAACGGGGGCCGAGGCCUCCACGGCGCAUUCCACACACUCCCAGUCUUCGUGCGAAUUCUCCCCCAUCCUGGAGGGCCAGAGCCACAGCCUGCCCCCACUCACCCACUGCUACAGUCAGGGCAGUUGCGACACUUCCCCACCCGGCCACAGGAGCGGCACACUAAGAGACUCACCUGGAGGACGAGAGGCUCGCACCAAAGCUGAAGGAGGUUUGUCGUCGUCCACGGACGGCUGCCCCGUGGUGGUGCGCUACAGUAUAGACCAGCGGCCCACCACGCUGCCCAUCCAGCCCUUCACCUUCCAGCACCAGUUCCAGAAGACCCAGAAGCCCCUGCUGCCGCUGCUCAGCGAGUACAUGAGCCACAUGCAGGCGCGCGGCGCCGCCCCACCCGAGGGUGGCGAGGACGAGGCGGCCGAGGACCAGCGGCAGCAGCAGCAGCAGCAGGGGCACCCGCGGCACCAGCAGGCCCACCACGAGGCGCCCACCUCCGUCCGGCCCUCCCCGCUGGGGAGCUACUCGCCCGUGCGGCUGCAGGGAGCGCCCAGCGUCAGCAGCUGCUCCACCUGCAGCCCCAGUCCCGAGUGCUGCAGCGUCACCUCUGCCGCUGGGCGGUGCAGGCCCCCGCGCAGUCUCUCCUGCCCCAUCUCCACCGGCCUCCUGCCCGCCACCCUCAGCCACAGUCCACCUGGCACCGCCGUCGCCGCUGGCACCCAGGCCAAACGUGCGGCCUUAGUGCCCACCCCUCCUACGGCACCUGCGGUGAAGAAGAGCCCUGUGUCCGCUGGCUCUCUGCUGGGCAGAGCGGGCGGCUGCAUCCAUCGUGCCAGCCUGCCACCCCUGUCGUCCUUGCCCUCUCUGCCCAGCUCUGGCAUGGGCACACUGGAGUCCCUGGAGAGGAAUCAGCAUGAGAGCAUCAAGAACAUCAUGCCAACCUAUGGAGCUGCCCGCCCAGCCAACGCGCACCACCUGUCCCCCCAGGCGCUCAAGUGGAGGGAGUACCGUCGUAAGAACCCUCUCGGGGUGGACAGGGGCCCGUCCGGCUCGCCCGCCUCCCUGGCCAGCAGCCUGGACACCAGGAGGGGGUGCGGCGGCGGCAGUCGGCUGACCCGCCGAAAUGUCUUUGACUUCCCGCCGGCCGCUCAAGCCCUGAGCCGACUCAACGCUCACUCGAUGAGGCAGUUCCAGCAGUGCUACAGCGACUUCCUCCCUGAUUACUUCUCCCAGACAGAACGCCCUCCUGAGGAGUUCUGUCUGUCUCCAGACGGAUCCUCUGACGAGUCGUCCAUCUCUGUGGACCUUCUUCAAAAGAGAGGUCUGGUGAAGGCUAUUAACACUGCAGUGGAUCUUAUCGUGGCACAUUUUGGAACCAGUCGAGACCCAGGAGUAAAGGCCAAGUUGGGGAACAGCUCCGUCAGCCCCAACGUGGGACACCUGAUUCUGAAGUACCUGUGUCCGGCCAUCCGAGAAAUACUACAGGACGGCCUGAGGUCCUAUGUGCUGGACCUGAUCAUCGGCCAGCGUCGGAACCAGCCCUGGAGUGUGGUGGAAGCCUCGACCCAGCUGGGGCCGUCUACACGAGUGCUGCACAGCCUCGUCACCAAAGUCAGCCAGUACUCGGAGCUCACCAGUCACAGCAUGAGGCUCAACGCAUUCAUCUUCGGCCUUCUGAACUUGCGAUCUCUGGAGUUCUGGUUCAAUCAUAUCUAUACACAUGAAGAUGUUGUGGCAGCCCACUAUCACCCGUGGGGUUUCCUGACCCUGUCGCAGGGGGCGUGCCAGUCCCUGUUUGAGGAGCUGCUGCUCCUCCUACAGCCGCUGUCGCUGCUGCCCUUUGACCUGGACCUCCUGUUUGAGCCGCACCUCCUGCAGAAGGGCCAGGAGCACCUCCGCCGCAAAGAGCAGCUGUGUUCCGCUGGACAGGGCCUCGACCAGUCGGCCCGCUCCACCUUCCAGCUAAUGCGGGGCAGAAGUGUGCCGGGGGCCGAGCCAAUCAGCGAGGAGGAGGCAGGGACGGGGACAGGCCACCUGAGGGAGAGCGCGUCACUCAGCCAGGAAGGGCUGUGGCCGAGAGCGAGGAGCGGAGCGGCCAAGAGGUGCUCGUCAGAGCCGCGGCGCCUGGGGUCGGGCAGCGAGGAACCAAGAGCAGCUAAGCCGGCAGCAGCGGCUAACGAUGACAUGGAUCUGUGGAGGCGCGGAGAGGCUGGCCGGAGAGGGUCGUCGAGAGCCGGGGAGAGGAUGAAGGGAGUCGGGGGAGAGUGGCCGGACGCGGAGCCCUCCUCGCAGGCGUCGGUGGCCGCAGGGGCCGGGGCAGUGGACGGGGCCAGGCAGAGGAGCAGGCAGGCCGGCUGGUGGUACCAGCUCAUGCAGAGCUCGCAGGUCUACAUCGACAACUCGGCCGAGGGCUCCAAGUUCGUCAAGUGGGAGAAGAGGAAGAAGUCGUCGGGCAGCGGGGACGGCCGCCGACAGAGCCACCCGCCGGCCCGCGAGGGGGUCGUGGAGGGGGCCGAGGCCAGCCAGCCAGCCCUGGAGGAAGAGGGGGAGCGGAGACGGAGCACCAGGACCAGCGGCAGCGGCAGCGGCAGCAAUGCUAGCAGCCACAGCAGCCAGUCCACGGAGUCCAAGAGAGUCACCAAAGGCAGGUCCACGUGGAUGGGCAGUCCGCCAGAGUCGGUGCUGACCGAGCUGAAGAAGAGCCAGCACGAGGAGCCAGAGGGACAGGAGGCCCCGGCGGUGGCAGCGGCCACUGCAAACGGCCCCCCAGUGGGAGCAGCGGAGGAGAGUCCAGCCCAGGGGAUGCGCUGGGGGAGGCUGUUUGGAGCCAGCACUAGCACCAAGGCUGAGAGGGCCGAGCAGAAAUCUGCCAGGUGCCCCAAGAACAGACCCAGACCAUCAGGUUGGCUCAGUUUAGACAGGUCAGUCCUGGGUCUGGUGGCCCAGACGGUAGGUGCAGCAAGACGGACAGAUAUUCCAGCAGAUCUGACCUCUGCGUCUCACAGUGAAGGACGCUCUGCAGAGCAACAAGCACAAGCUCCAUCUGUGGAACAGAAAGCUCCAUGUGAGGUGCGGGCUCUCUGCCAUCACGUGGCGUCUGACCCUGGCCACCUGAGCUUCCACAAGGGGGACGUGCUGCAGGUGCUGAGCCGUGCUGACCAGGACUGGCUGCUGUGCUCCCUGGGGGACAUCCGGGGCCUGGUGCCCAUCAUCUACGUCACCCUCAAUGACCAGAGCCAGAGCCAGGGUCAGGGCCCACAGCUGUCUCACUGAGGGCCGGGCACCAGGGGCCCAGGGGUCAUGGGUGUUUAUGGCUGAGGGCUGAUGCGGAGGUGGACCAUGGAAGGGAAAGGAUGGGAUGUUCAUAUAGACACACACACACACACACACACACACACACACACACACACACACACACACACACACACACACACACAUACACACACACAUAUGAACACACUGGAGUGUAACAGAGCUGAAGAAGAAUUGGAGUCCACUAUGACUAAAGCACCAUUGCUGUUAUGGAAAAAAUAUUCGCAUGUACUAGCACAGGCAUAUGCACAGGCAUGUGCACAGUCAAACACACACACACACACACACACACACACACAUUCUCAAACACCUCAAACACACAAAUGCAUACACAUUAAUACACACAGUAUUGAAUUGUGUGCAACAUACCCUGACCGGAGCAGAAGUAUUGUCCUGUGCAGAGAGCCUAAGGACAUUUCACAGAGGCCAUCUCCAUCGGCAUCAUGCUUUGUCAUGCUUUGUGUAAAAAAAGAAGGUCCCUUGCUUUGCCACUUCCCUGGUGUGAAACCGUCUGAAACCUGACAACAAUCAAUUCAUCAACUACCAGGACUUACUGAAGUCGUGCAGGACAUCGAGGGUACAGUUCAUAGCAAAGCAUCCACCAUCAGGUGUAAAAUGGAGACUUUUGAUUGACUGUGUGUAUAGAUUGACUGAAACCCUGUUUGGGAAGAAAGAAAGCCUUUAAUUUAUUAUGGACUGCAUUAUCGAUCGAACAUUAUUCUAAAAAAAAUGUAGAUGCAUAACAUUUUGUGACUGUCAAAGUGUCCGUGCAUUGAUGUCUCUCAGAGGAUUUAGCAACAUCACUGGGGUUCCCUCCAUGCAUGCCAAAGCAAUGAAGGGAUUAACAGUUCAGUCAAGCUGGGAUAAAAAGAAAACUAUUAUUGAUGAAUUAUGUUGACACUAGUCAGUUGAGCUAUUUGAAGGUACUAGGUUUGGUCUGGUGACUCGAGUAAAUCAAUUAUGAGGAGCCAGACCAUGGAGAAGGACACAUCCACACACACACAGACAUUUCGCCCGCCAUUUUAUCGUACAACAAAACCAAGGUAGCAAACAGAUCAUACCUCCUCUGCCUUAAGACGACCGGACUCCCCUUCCUUACUCAUCCGUGGUCCCCAUGGCAACAUUUCCUUUCGGCAGAUUGGAGGAGAGCCCUCGUUGGACAGAUGGAUACAAGCCCCUCCCCUCUGACCCACUGCCACCUCAUAAUUGGGUGCUUGCGUAUCCAAUUUUUUAUGCAUGUGAUCCUACGCCAAUAUUGUUUCUCUGAUGCUUGUACCUGUCUUGCACCCUUUGUGCACUCCUCAAACUCAAUGGCACCACAGCUGGGAGAACGUAGAGAUGGAAGGGAUUCUGUCACUAAUAACAGAACUACUAAAACAAAGCAGCUUUGCUAGUGUAGAAAGCAGUAUUAGCUUGUUUCAGUGGAUAGGACGGUUUUGUUGUUUUAGUAUUUAUUUGGCGAGUUGGUCAGUAGCAAGCUGUGCGUGGAUGCCCAGUUUGAGGCAGUGGCCCUGUCCUUUAUACCUCUCGGUUGUGAUGGAAGCCAACAGCUCUUUGAUCGUCAGCGUGCCCUUGCCAAUGUCUAGCACACUUUCUAUUGGCAACAUAUUUCAUACAGAAUAAUGUUAUUCCAUUAUUAGUUAUGGUAUGCAUUAUCAUCACAGUGGUAUACAGUAUAGCCCAUGUAUCGAAAUAUCAUGCUUGUGACAAAGGGUCUGAACCAAUGACUGGAUGUUUUACAGUCAUUGUUCUGUAACAGAAUCUGUACAGUAUAUGGACCCAGUUGGUGGCUAAAGUUAUGAAUGAAUGAAUAUUGAGAGAUUAUUAGAUAUUUAUUUUUUUGUAGUUUGUUUGUUUGUUUGUCCCCCCCCCCUUUUAUGUUGUCGCCACACCCCAAGAAUGAACAGAUAGAGAAAGGUAAAUAAUAUAUGAAUGGACAAGUGCCAUAUGAAGGAUGUAUGCCACAUUUAAGUGGUGCUUUACUGGGCAUUUAUGAUCCAUGUUUAAAUAUGUACAUUGACUUGAUAGCAUUGAGUGGCCUUAGAUUUGGAAUGUGUCUAUUUCUCUAUCACUAAUCGUUUAUUAAUGGGGUGGAGCUUAGUUAUUCUGUUGCUCUACCAGAGGCUAAGCUAAUAUAAGUACAUAUACUAAUAUAUGUGACUAUGUUUAACCACAUUGAGUUGACAGUCAUUUAAUUUAAUUGAUUUUGUGUUGAUGUACAGUUAUAUUAUUUUUGUAUCUUUUUAGUACGGACAUAAUUUAAUUUGGAUGUUUGUUGUGUUCCAUGUAUUUUAUUUCUCCAUGCGUUUUUAAAGUGAGAGCACCUCUAUGAACAUUGCUCAUGUUAUUGGUCAUUUAUAGCGAAAUACUAACGACAUCACCCAAUGCGCGUGUGUAUAUCAUGUGAUUGUGCCCAAAUCGGAAGUAGGAGUCUACCCGAUGGUUGUCGCUGAAUGGAUAUCUUCUCUGGUGCCGUCUCUCUCUCUCACUGGCUGAGUCGCACCUCGGCCUGCAUCGGCCGAAUCCUCACUGGAGCUGUAUCCCUUUGUCUUCCAGGCACGCUUCGCUGUCCAUCGUCAUCUUGUAGGCUAACGUGUGUCACACACACACACACACACACACACACACACACACACAGAUAGUGUUGGUCAAACGUGGUAGUGGUCGUAGUAGAGAGGCAGAAGAGUGAAGAGAGAGAGAGAGGAAAUGAGUGGGGGAGAGGCGGAGAGAGACGGAAGGACGGAGGAAGGGAAUAAAAGAGUGACAGACUGGUUGAAGAAAGUGAAUUCUUAGAGUGGAAGAGAGAAAGAUGGAAUUGAAAGAUGCUUUGGCAUCCUUUCGGAUUGCCUUUUACAAUGCAGAUGUUCUACACUAAUCAUGAUACCAAUGAAGCUUUUGAGAUUUGAUGUAAAAGAAAAGCACAUUAGUGCCUUUUUUUCUUGAAACAAGAAUAACAUUGCAUGUGGAUUGGCCCACUUCACUGUAAAGUGAAGGAUGUGUUUUUUAGGUCGAAGCUGGUAGCCCAUAGAAAAGCUUAGAAGAAGAAUGAGACAAUUUCCUCCCUCUCUCCUGUUUUUUGCCUAAUUAGUUUCUGUCACUCCUGCUUGUACAUACCAGUACCUCCUGUUGCCCCUCUGUUCUGUCCCUGACCAUGCUGUAUGGUGUCUGAUGGCAUUGCCAACAUAAUAUGGAUAUUAAUAACAAAGUGCUCAUGUGGACACAGUUA
Alosa sapidissima (American shad) is the source of this 8964-nucleotide messenger RNA. It is a transcript of the gene rusc2, whose product is annotated as RUN and SH3 domain containing 2. Lineage: Eukaryota; Metazoa; Chordata; Actinopteri; Clupeiformes; Clupeidae. Gene Ontology annotation, cellular component: cytoplasmic vesicle. The record is from RefSeq and is a predicted model, not a curated record. The transcript is spliced from 14 exons. Gene Ontology annotation, molecular function: protein binding. The coding region runs from base 306 to 5699 and encodes 1797 amino acids.